Homarus americanus (American lobster) is the source of this 882-nucleotide messenger RNA. RefSeq lists its product as uncharacterized. The transcript has 2 exons. The record is from RefSeq and is a predicted model, not a curated record. Bases 287 to 841 code for a protein of 184 amino acids. NCBI's taxonomy places the organism in Eukaryota, Metazoa, Arthropoda, Malacostraca, Decapoda, Nephropidae.
GACGCAGGUCUCUGGAGAUACGUGAGUCUGACCUGGAGAGGGCGGGGUCAGGGAGCUCGGCGGAGGUCAAGAUCCGCCAGCUUCCUGGAGCAGUUUCUGGAGACGGAGGAAUCGUCAAGAUCGGGCUCAGUCGAGUGGCAAGAUGUUGUGUCGACGGUGAGGCGCCGACUAUCUGCCUGCGCCCACAAGAUGUCGACGACGGAGGCGGUCAAGUCCCAGGUGAGUGAGGCUCCUCCUGUACUGCCGGGGGCGGAGCGAGCACCCCCGCAGGCACCCCAGGAAGGUCAUGUCGCCUCUACCACAGCGACGAUUUGGCCCCAGGAGAGAUUCCUUCCACGGAGACGACGAGCGGGAGACGCUUACUGUGGGCGGCGGAAGACUCAUCAACGUGGGCGGCGGGAGACUCAUCAACGUGGGGCUCUUCCGUCACCUGCCGAGGUUCCCCUUCAGUCAGACAGUGCCGGUGCCCGCCUCCAGGAUGACGGAGGCCAGGACCACUUGUAUCCCUGAGCAACGUAGGUUUGUCCGGCCGCAGCUCUUCGGGGAGAUGACCCCACCUAAACGGCGAGGCAUCCACUUUGGUCCUCCCCGGAACCCUCAGUGCUCGUGUGAUAACUGCCGCAGCUGGACCUCAGACUCCAGCUGGCAGGUUCAGGGCAGCAGGUUACGGGCGUGGUCCCUAACGAACCACCUGUGCCCCGAGACCAGGGAGACCAGGGAGACCUCUGUACUGCCCAGCUCCUUCCCGGGCACCACACUAUCCCGUGCCAACAGUAAUGUCAGCGAUAGCGCCACACACUCCCAUGUAGGCUCAACAACGACUAGAGGAAAGCAGCCAUAAACUAGAUCUGGUCCGGUUGUCUUUAGAGACUCUAUGGAGCG